Molecule: messenger RNA, 3212 nt
Organism: Wyeomyia smithii (pitcher-plant mosquito)
Lineage: Eukaryota; Metazoa; Arthropoda; Insecta; Diptera; Culicidae
Product: NF-X1-type zinc finger protein NFXL1
Exons: 4
Coding region: 294-3014 (906 amino acids)
Biological process (GO): regulation of DNA-templated transcription
Cellular component (GO): nucleus
Molecular function (GO): DNA-binding transcription factor activity, RNA polymerase II-specific; zinc ion binding; RNA polymerase II transcription regulatory region sequence-specific DNA binding
Source: RefSeq, a predicted model, not a curated record
UGCAGGAAAGUUCAAAACACAGUAAAUUUUAUUUACAGUAUUCUUUAUUCAAUAACUUGCAACUAUUUACACCCGAUGUUUACAAAUAACGUUUCUCUUUCUUCUUCUUCUUUUAUUGUCUGCUAGAGAUGUUGGUUCAUAAAACAUAACCUCCUUAGCAUCCCCCUGGUCUAGAGGAGAGAAACGUCAAACUCAAAUGAACCACGUCAGAUGUCAGCUAUAGCCAGCUGUACGAAACAAAACGCCAGCAUAUAUUGACAAGCAGGUUAAACUUAUACGUUAUCAGCGGAAGGAUGUCGCAUCGCAACCGAAUUAACCCCAAGGGUAACAAGCAAAGUGACAAUCCAUGGCACCGAAGCGGUCCCGACGAUGCCUUCUACAAUGUCUCUCGGCAGCAGCGACCAACAAAGUCAUCCGGAGCCGGUUCGAAGGCCACCAAUCCACCGCCAGCCGCAGCGAAAAAAACACCGACAGCAGAUGAAAAUUUCCUCAAACACUCGGAGGAAAAAUUCAAUCAAGCCCAUCGAAAGCAUGUAGAAUCGGCCAAAAAGUAUACCCAGCAUUACGAAUCUAGCGAGGAAGAAGACGAAGGGGACAGCAACAAUCAGGAUAUAUUGGUAACUGUCUUUAAAAAUUAUUCAGCGUCCAACGGUGAUAUUGGCAAGACGCAAGAGUAUCUGCAGAAUUUGCUAGAAUCCCGUUCGGCAGUUUGUCUAAUCUGUAUUGGAACGGUCAAACGAGCGGACGCGAUUUGGUCGUGCAAGACCUGCUAUACCUUCUUCCAUCUGCUAUGCAUCCAACGAUGGGCAAACGAUAGUAUAUCACAAAAACGCAUCAGCCACGAGCUGCAGGAAGGAUACUACAACAACCGGGGUGAGUACGUCCCAAAGCCGACCCUUUCCGUGCACUGGGAUUGCCCGAAAUGUCGGAAGGAAUACGAGCCAGUUGAUAUUCCACGACACUACGAGUGUUUCUGUGGCCACGAACAAAAUCCACAGAAUCAUGUUUGGCUGAUUCCGCAUUCAUGCGGGGAAACUUGCCGAAAAAAGCUUGUCCCCGACUGUGGUCACCGCUGUGUUCUACUUUGCCACCCAGGGCCAUGUCCGCCUUGCCCCCAGACCAUUUCGGUAGCCUGCAAGUGCGGUCAGUCAGCAGCAAAAACGAUCCGCUGCUCGCAGCGCAGCUGGACGUGCUUGAAAACGUGUAAGCUUAAACGCAACUGCGGCAUUCACGAGUGUGGUGAGAUGUGCCACGCGGCGGACGAGUGUCCUCCAUGCAAAAGCAGAAGCCGUCAGAAGUGCCUCUGUGGAAACAAAGUCAAGGAAGUCAACUGUUCCGAAGCACAGUGGCAGUGCGGUAAAGUAUGUGGUAAACAAUACGAUUGUGGCUUGCACCGUUGCGAGAAAGUAUGCCACGAUGGGGGUUGCGGAGAAUGUCCGCAGGGUCUGCCACGGACAUGCCCAUGUGGAAAGACUAGCUCGGUUGCAUCAUGCUCAGAGGACAUCGGAACAUGCGGUGAUACAUGUCAAAAGUUUUUAGACUGCCAAAUCCAUCGGUGCAGUGAACGCUGCCACCAAGGAAACUGUGGUCAGUGCGUCGAGCUCAUUAGAAAAUCCUGCCGAUGCGGAAAUACGAGUAAAGAAGUGGCCUGUUACAAACAACUGAACUGCGAAACAAAAUGCAAAAACAUUAAAAGUUGCAAUAAACAUCCGUGUAAUCGCAAAUGUUGCGAUGGAGACUGCCUACCCUGUGAUAAACUUUGUGGUAAAACAUUACCCUGUGGAAAGCAUAAGUGCAGCUCACUUUGUCAUCAUGGUCCAUGUUAUCCGUGCAACCAAAAGGCAACAGUUAAAUGCCGAUGCGGUGGAACCACAGUAGAAGUUCCCUGUGGUCGUGAGAAAAAGGUGGGUUCACCAAAAUGCCGCCUACCGUGCCGCAUACACUCCAAGUGUCAUCACUCGAACCCUCACAAUUGUCAUCAAGGGGACUGUCCGCCGUGUCAACAGAUUUGUGGACUGGUAAACGACACGACUAAUUGUGAGCAUCCCUGUGCGGCCAAGUGUCACGAUGCCGUACGGGUUGUGACGAAGGAUAAAAAUUUUAAGCCCGUAGGACCGUGGGAUGUUCCAAUGGAAAUAGUGGAGAUCAAGCAGCUCCCUCAUCCGCCGUGUGAAGUUAAAGUAUCGGUCACCUGCAUCGGUGGACACGAGGCCGCUUUGUGGCCGUGCUACAAUUCAAAACCAACUUCAUGUGGUCGCCCUUGCGGAAGGGCACUGCGCUGUGGUGUACACACAUGUCAGUUACAGUGCCACGCAGUGAAACGAAUCAACUCUACGGAACAGGAUCCAAGGUGCCAGUCUUGUGACGCAGAUUGUCUAAUUCCACGUCCAGCUGGAUGUGUUCAUCCCUGCAAAAGACCUUGUCACCCGGCACCAUGCAAUCCAUGCCAAGUACCAACCAAGACUAGUUGCCACUGCGGGUUGACACAGAUUUUCUAUAAAUGUCACGAGUUCAAUGCUAACGAUAAAACCGAGGCGGAGCUGAAACUGUUCCGAGAAAGUAUACUCAGUUGCGGACAAAAGUGUAUGAAGAAUUUUCCCUGUGGUCAUCGCUGCAACUCGACCUGUCACUCGGGGGAAUGUCCCAAUCCAGAACAGUGCAGUAAAAAGGUGAAAAUUUCCUGCGACUGUCGCAACCGGAAAGUGGACGUCAAUUGUAACGUUGCUCGCAGCAAAAGCAAAACUUUGGAGUGCGACGAGAGUUGUGCCCAAUUAAAGGAAAUCAAAAAUCGAGAACUGGCGGAACUGGAGCUACACCGUAAGCAACAACAGGAGGCGGAAAAUCAGCGCGCCCUAGAGGAGUAUGAGAAAAAGUUUGGUCGCAAAAAAUAUCGCGAAAGGAAACGUGUUCAGGUGGAAGAUUCCAAAGACAGCCACUUACUGCUGUACGUCUUGUCAGCCGCUGGGUGUAUUAUCGUCGCGGUUGUUGGUUAUUUCUUUUUCACUAGUAACUAAAUGCAGAAUCAUUUUCGAUAUCAACGUAGAUACUCUCGUUUUUCAUCCUUAUAGCUGCUUUUUUCUUUCCUUCGUACUACGAUCCUUUUUUUCCUUACGAACAAGAUCAUAAACAUCGAAUCGCACAUCGUAAUCUAAAUGUAUUGUUCGGAAGACCAUUAACGCAAUAAACGAAAUCAGUAAUGCUAUUAGUACGUA